AUGCCGACAGCAUCAUCAGUAUUGACCGCAACUCUCUUCCUUUUCAAUGUCUUGAUUGGCUGCCAUGGUUGGACUGGAAGCGUUCUGUCGAGACGUCAAGCUUUCCUGGCAUCCGUAUCCACAGGAGGAGCAUUCUUGUCACUAGUCACUGCCGAUUCUUCACCUGCCUUGGCCAUGGACACCAGUAGUGUUGAUACGGUCCAGUCUUCCUCUCGUCUCUUGAUAUCCACCAUUCCCAGCAUGCCGUAUGGAGCCCCUGCUACGAACAGUACCAUUGUAGAUGCCACGUUGGUGGAAAAUAUUGAAACGCUCGCCUCCCACUUGGAACGGUUAGCCCAGCAACGUGACAAUGCCAUUUCACCGCUCUUGACCGGAAAUGCUUGGCGUUUGGUAUAUUCCAAUGCACCCGAAAUCGGAAGCUUGGCAGACAAUCUCCCACCGGGGUUUCACUUGGGAAAGACCUAUCAACCCAUUGACACGGCGCAAGGCACUUUUGAAAAUAGAUCUCCAAUUCUGGUGGGAAACCUGGCCAAAAUAGUGAUUAGUGUGGUGGGGGAUGUGCAAGUGGCGGGGCCUGGCACUGUCAAUGCAGUCCAGGUUGUCAAUGAUCGAAACAACCGGGUCAAUGUAUACUUUCGGGGUAUUACAUUUACGUUAGAUGAAGUAUUCGGCAUUCAAAAGACGUGGCUGUCCAAAACGCUGAUCCCCAACGCGGACAAAAGUCGAGCCCAACCCGCCAAUGACGUGACAUAUCUCGACGACAAGAUGAGAAUCAUACGGGGAGGUGAUGGAUCCCUUUUUGUGUUUGUGCUAGAAAAUGACGCCAAUGUUGCUCCUCCCACUCGAUCCAGUACGCAAACGGAAGCGAUUGCUCAGAAGGACGGGCAAACAGUGGACGUGGGGAUUGGGGUGGCUGAAAAGUCACAAUCGCCCGAGCUACAAUUCUUGUUUCAAUCUAGAUAA
Molecule: messenger RNA, 963 nt
Organism: Seminavis robusta
Lineage: Eukaryota; Bacillariophyta; Bacillariophyceae; Naviculales; Naviculaceae
Source: the annotation of a GenBank genome assembly